AUGUUUAAAAAUUUUAUGUAUGUUGAAUAUGGACCAGAAUUAUAGUGUCAUGAGAAACUGUAUUAGAAUGCUUUAAAAAAAUAGUAGAAAUAAAAGGAGAUUGAUUACUAAAAUUAAUUAUAAAUGUUAAUUUAGUAAGUUAAUGAAAUUGAAGAUGAGCCACCUUAAUAAAUGACAAAAGAUUUUUAUGAUUAUUCAAUGAAAUGGAAAAAUCUAGUUAAUCAAAAACGCUUUUAAGAGUAGUAUUAAUAUGAAAUGAGUCUUUAACAAAAAUCGUAACAUUAAAUACAAAAGUUACCAUAAAAUUAUCUAUCACCUAUUGAUGGUUGGAAAUAUCAUGCUUAAUAAUAUUUUGAUAAAAAAGGAAGUAGAUAAUAAAAUGAAACAAGUUUCUAACCAAGUAUAAAUGAAAAGUCUAAGAUGAUGGAAUUUGAUGAACCUGUUGAAGAUAGAUUAAUUAAAUAUGGUUAAUAAAGAGAAUAGAAAUAUUUAUUUGAAAAAUAAUUUGAAAAGUUUUAUGAAUAAGUCCAAAAUGAUCAAAGACCUACUAAACCGAAUGAAGAAGUCUUUUCAAGAUUAUAUAAUUAUGGUACAUAUAAUGUCAUUAGUAAGAACGUAAAUUACCACAACCUGAAGUAUAUUAAUUGAAUAUCAACAAGUUGCCUCCUGAAUUUGAAGAAAGAGUUAAAAAGCGUAGAGAAUAGUAUUCACUUUUUGAAAAUAAAUAAAAUAGAGCUCAAACUGAAAUCACUGAUCAAGAAAUCAAAGUAUUAUCAUAAAAUUAGUUUGAUGAAUUUCUUAAACGCAAUUUUUGUAAUCAUUAUAGAACUUAAUCUUUUAAAGAAGAAUCAAUUGAAUCAUAUCCAUUCUAACCUGAAUUAAAUAAAAAAUCAUUAGAAUUAGCAUCCAAAAAUAAUGACACUUUGAUUGAAAGGUAAGAAAAGUUUUUAAUUAAAAAGUAAUAGACUUUAUAAUAAUAUUAAGAAGAAUAAUAACUUGAAAAAUAAAGAUAAUUUGAAAAUGAAUUUAAAUAAGUUAAUAAACCUAGUUCAAAGAUAAGAGUCAAUAAACCUAGUAAAUCACCAAUUCGUUAAUAAAAUGCAUAUAAUUUAUAAACAUUAGUCAACAAAUAAAUUCCAUAAUUAUUUUGA
Paramecium sonneborni is the source of this 1151-nucleotide messenger RNA. Lineage: Eukaryota; Ciliophora; Oligohymenophorea; Peniculida; Parameciidae. The record is from the annotation of a GenBank genome assembly.